This is a messenger RNA of Alternaria infectoria, 957 nucleotides long. RefSeq lists its product as uncharacterized. Gene Ontology annotation, molecular function: (3R)-hydroxyacyl-[acyl-carrier-protein] dehydratase activity. The record is from RefSeq and is a predicted model, not a curated record. Gene Ontology annotation, cellular component: mitochondrion. The coding region runs from base 1 to 957 and encodes 318 amino acids. Lineage: Eukaryota; Fungi; Ascomycota; Dothideomycetes; Pleosporales; Pleosporaceae. The transcript has a single exon.
AUGGCCUCCGUGGCCCGCCGCCUGUUCUCCACGACCUCCUCCCACCGCCAAGCCUCCGCAACAGAAGCAUGUAGUGAACUCCUCACCCGUUUCCAAAAAGGGCCCGUCUCGAUCCGUAAACAGCUCCUCGAUGCAAACCAACUUCAGCUGCUCUCCAUAACACUCAACCGUACACCCUCCUCUUUCAACCCGCCACCAACCGGCACGCCGAUUCCACCCGGCUACCACCUGGUCUAUUUCACUCCCUCAAUCAAUGAAGCCGAAUUAGGACUUGAUGGCACAGAUCGCACUGUGAACCCUCUGAGUCCAUUUACCAGACGAAUGUGGGCUGGUGGCGAGUUGACGUGGGCGCAAGACCGGAACGCAUUGCUGAGAGUGGGCCAAGAAGUCAAAGAGACGACGAAACUGCUGAGUGCUGAGCCUAAAACGUUGAAGAAUGGAGGAGAAAUGCUGCUCGUGGGUGUCGAGAAGACCUUCUCAAAUGACCACGGUAUCGCAUUAACGGACCGCCGUAAUUGGGUAUUUCAGCGUGAACUUACACCUGAGAAUCCAAUAAGAGCACCACCAAAGCCAGAAGAGAAAGAGCUACCUACUGGAAAGCACCAAAGAGAUUUUUGCCAAACGCCUACUUCGUUGUUUCGCUUCUCGGCGCUGACGUUCAAUGCGCACAAGAUACACUACCUACCUGAGUGGUGCAGAGAAGUAGAGGGUCACAGGAAUGCUGUUGUACAUGGACCGCUCAACCUCAUCAAUAUGCUGGACUUUUGGCGAGAUACGAGCAAGAAUGGGGACACGGAGGCAGUACCCAGAUCCAUAGCGUAUCGUGCUAUGAGCCCGCUAUACGUCGGUGAGCCGUAUCGAAUACUACUGGAGCACGAUCCAACACCCGGAGGAUGGAGAGCGGGAGUGUGGGAUAGUUUUGGAAAGCAGAGUAUGAAGAGCACUAUCGCAGAAUAG